Bacidia gigantensis is the source of this 357-nucleotide messenger RNA. RefSeq lists its product as uncharacterized. The record is from RefSeq and is a predicted model, not a curated record. Lineage: Eukaryota; Fungi; Ascomycota; Lecanoromycetes; Lecanorales; Ramalinaceae. The coding region runs from base 1 to 357 and encodes 118 amino acids. The transcript is spliced from 3 exons.
AUGGCUCUUACGAAUGAGCCUCCAGUGGCUGCCGUCAACUCAUUGACAGCGCCUGGCCUUCGCAAGAAUGGCAAACAAUGGCGCGCAGCAAAAACACCGUUUCGCCUCAAUGCAGGCCAAACUACAUAUGAAAAAAGGCUAGCUGAAAGGCACGCGCGAUCAGCUAUGAAAGCAAAAGAAAAGGAAAUGAAGGAAGCAAAGGAAGAGGACCGACAGAAACAGGUUCAACGCAUCAAAGAUCGAAGGGCUGCGAAGGAGGAGAAGGAGCGAUAUGAGAAGAUGGAGGAGAAGAUGCGAAGGAAGAAGGUGGAAAGGUUAAAGAGAAAGGAGAAGAGAAAUAAGAUGCUGAAAUCAUGA